CUGCUUAGUGCUAGUGUUACUGUCACUCACAGCGGAUGAACUUCCAUAAAAAUCUUCUGUAAAAUAUUUAGGACUUUUCUCUAAAUCAUAAAAGUUUUACUUUUUUUCUUCUUGACAGCUAAAGAUAUUUCAGAGGAGUUAAAUUUUCACUUCUCUAAUUGAACGUAUUUCUAGGAUUAAAAGCCAUGCAAAUAGCACUCUUCACUUGCUUCUUUCUGAGCCUUUUCAAUUUCUGCUCUAGUGCCACCAGAAGAUACUACCUGGGUGCAGUGGAACUGUUCUGGAACUAUCUGCAGAGUGACCUGCUCAGUGUGCUGCAUACGGACUCAAGAUUUCUUCCUAGAAUACCAGCAUCUUUCCCAUUCAACACCUCCAUCAAGUACAAAAAGACUGUGUUUGUAGAGUACACGGACCACCUUUUCAACAUUGCCAAGCCCAGGCCACCCUGGAUGGGUCUGCUGGGUCCUACCAUCUGGACUGAGGUUCAUGACACUGUGGUCAUUACACUUAAAAAUAUGGCUUCUCAUCCUGUCAGUCUUCAUGCUGUUGGUGUUUCGUACUGGAAAGCUUCUGAGGGAGAUGAAUAUGAAGAUAAGACAAGCCAAACAGAGAAGGAAGAUGAUAAAGUUUUCCCUGGUGAAAGUCAUACCUAUGUUUGGCAGGUCCUGAAAGAGAAUGGUCCAAUGGCCUCUGACCCUCCAUGCCUCACCUAUUCAUAUCUGUCUCAUGUGGAUCUGGUGAAAGAUUUGAAUUCAGGCCUCAUUGGAGCCCUGUUAGUAUGUAAAGAAGGCAGUCUGUCCAAAGAAAGAACACAGAAGUUGUAUCAGUUUGUACUACUUUUUGCUGUAUUUGAUGAAGGGAAGAGCUGGCACUCAGAAACAAAGGACUCCUUCACAGCGUCUGUGGAUUCCCCAGCUGCUGGAGCCUGGCCUAAAAUGCACACAGUCAAUGGCUAUGUGAACAGGUCUCUGCCAGGUCUCAUUGGAUGCCAUAGGAAAUCAGUCUACUGGCACGUGAUUGGAAUGGGUGCCACCCCUGAAGUCCACUCAAUAUUCCUUGAAGGUCACACGUUUCUUGUGAGGAACCACCGUCAGGCUUCCUUAGAGAUAUCACCAAUAACUUUCCUUACUGCUCAAACAUUCUUGAUAGAUCUUGGACAGUUCCUGCUAUUUUGUCAUAUAUCUUCACAUAAACAUGAUGGCAUGGAAGCUUAUGUCAAAGUAGAUAGCUGCCCUGAGGAGCCCCAAUGGCAAAAGAAAAAUAAUGAGGAAGUGGAAGAUUAUGAUGAUGAUUUUGAUUCAGAAAUGGACGUGUUCACAUUGGAUUAUGACAGCUCUCCUUUUAUCCAAAUUCGCUCGGUUGCCAAGAAGUACCCUAAAACUUGGAUACAUUAUAUUUCUGCUGAGGAGGAGGACUGGGACUAUGCUCCAUCAGCUCUCACCUCGGAUGAUGGAAGUUAUAAAAGCCAGUAUCUGCGCAAUGGCCCUCAUCGGAUUGGUAGAAAAUAUAAAAAAGUCAGAUUUAUAGCAUAUACAGAUGAAACCUUUAGGACUCGUGAAACUGUCCAGAAUGAGUCAGGAAUCUUGGGACCUUUACUUUAUGGAGAAGUUGGAGAUACACUGUUGAUAAUAUUUAAGAAUCAAGCAAGCCGACCAUAUAACAUUUACCCUCAUGGAAUCACUGAUGUCAGCCCUCUGUAUUCAAAGAGAUUGCCAAGAGGUGCAAAGCAUGUGAAAGAUUUGCCAAUUCAUCCAGGAGAGAUAUUCAAGUAUAAGUGGACAGUUGCUAUAGAAGAUGGACCAACUAAAUCAGAUCCACGGUGCCUGACCCGCUAUUAUUCAAGUUUCAUUAACCCCGAGAGGGAUCUAGCCUCAGGACUCAUUGGCCCUCUUCUCAUCUGCUACAAAGAAUCUGUAGAUCAGCGGGGAAACCAGAUGAUGUCAGACAAGAGAAAUGUCAUCUUGUUUUCUCUAUUUGAUGAGAAUCAAAGCUGGUACAUCACAGAGAACAUGCAACGCUUCCUCCCCAAUGCAGCUGAUACACAGCUCCAGGACCCUGGGUUCCAGGCCUCCAACAUCAUGCACAGUAUCAAUGGUUAUGUUUUUGGUAGCUUGCAGUUGACGGUUUGUUUGCAUGAGGUGGCUUACUGGUACAUUCUCAGUGUUGGGGCACAGACGGACUUCCUAUCUAUCUUCUUCUCUGGGUAUACCUUCAAGCACAGAAUGGUUUAUGAAGAUACGCUUACCCUGUUCCCGUUCUCAGGAGAAACUGUCUUUAUGUCAAUGGAAAACCCAGGUCUAUGGGUGCUGGGGUGUCAUAAUUCAGACUUUCGGAACAGAGGUAUGACAGCCUUGCUGAAAGUUUCUAGUUGUGACAAGAACACUAGUGAUUAUUAUGAAGAAAUAUAUGAAGAUAUUUCAACACAGUUGGUGAAUGACAAUAUCAUUCAACCCAGAAGCUUCUUCCAGAAUUUAAAUCAUCCUAACACUAGGGAAAAGAAAUCUAAAGCCACCACAGUUCCAGCAAAUGAUAUAGAGAAGAUUGAGCCUCAGUUUGGAGAGAUUGCAGAGAUGCUUAAAGUACAAACUGUCUACUCUAGUGACUUGUUGAUGCUCUUGGGACAGAGUCAUCCUACUCCACAUGGCUCAUCCUUAUCAGAUGGCCAAGAAGCCAUCUAUGAGGCAAUUGAUGAUGAUCAUUCACCUGAUGCAAUAGACAGCAAUGAAGACCCAUCUAGAGUGGCCCAACUCAGGCAAGAACCCUAUUACAGUGGCAAAAUAGUAUCUACUCCCGAGCUAGCUCUCCAGUUAAGAUCAAAUAAGAAUUUGGAGACAACUAUAGAAGUAAAGUGGAAGAAACUUGAUUUGCAAGUUUCUAAUUUGAUAAAUAAUCUAAUGACCACAACAAUUCUGUCAGACAAUUUGACAGAAAUUUCUGAAAAGAUGGGUUCUUCAGUAUCUCCAAGUAUUCCUGUUCACAUUAAUAGUAAAUUAAGCACCACUGCAUGUGGUAAAAGAACAUGUUCUCUUAUUGGGUCUCAUGUACCUCUGAGCAUUAGUAAAGGAAAUAGUGAUUCUGACUUGUUGGAUGUGGCUUUUAUGAAUAGUCAAGGAAUUUCACCAGGAGACAAUGUAUCAUCAGUGGAGAAUGACAGAUUUCUCAAAGAGAACAGGUUUCAUAGAAUUGCUUUCUUGGCCAAAGACAGUAAUUUAUUAAAAGAUAAUAUCUCUUUGAUGAAAACAAAUACACAUAAUCAUUCAACAACUAAUGGAAAAGCUCACAUUGACAUCCCAACAUCAAUUGAGAAUAGUACAGCAGUCUUGCAAGAUACUGUAUUAAAAAGCAAUAGUGAAAUUCAAGAAGUAGCAUCUUUGAUUCAUGAUAGAACAUUUUUAGGCAAAAAUACUACAUAUUUGAGACUGAGCCACACACUAAAUAGAACUACCUCAACAAAAAAUAAAGAAAUAUUUCAUCAAAAAGAUGAUCCUGUUCCACAAGAUACAGAAAAUACAAUCAUGCCAUUUUUCAAGAUGCUAUUUUUGCCAGAACCAACAAAUUGGAUAAAAAAGACCAAUGAAAAUAACUCCUUGAGCUCAGAGCAAUGGCCUAAUCCAAAGCAAUUACUAAAAAAUCAGAAUUUCUUGUCAGAGAAGAAUAAAGUGAUAGUAGAACAAGAUGGAUUUAGAAAUGACACAAGGCUCAAAGACAUGUUUUUUCCAAGCAACAUGAGCAUAUUUCUUACCACUUCGGCUAAUAUACAAGAAAAUGAUAUGCACAAUCAAGAAAAAAAUAUGCAGAAAGAGAUAGAGAAAGAAGCAUCAAUUGAAGAGAAAAUCGUUUUGCCUUGGGUGCACACAGAAACUGGCUCUAAGAAUUUUCUGAAAGGCAUUUUCUUACUAGGUACUAGGCAAAACAUAAGUUUAGAUGAAGAAACAUAUACACAAAUACUUCAAGACAUCAAGUCAACAAACAAUUCAACAAAUACAGUAAAGAGUCACAUGGCCCGUGUCUUUAAAAUAAGUGAGGAUGAGGAAACAAAUUCAGAAGGCUUGGUAAAGAAAAUCAGAGAAAUGGUAAAGAACUAUCCAAGCCAGAAGAAUAGUACUACUCAACGUAGUAAACGGGCUUUGGGACAAUUCAGACUGCCACUAGAAGAAUCAGAGCUUGAAAAGCGACAAAUUGUAAAUGAUGCCUCAACUCAAUGGCCUCAAACCAUAAACUAUUUAACACAGAGUAUCAUUAAACAGAUAGACCACAGCAAGAAAAGGAAAAAGUCCAACAUUCAAUCUCCCUUAUUAGAUUCUUCUGUGAUUAAAAGCACUGCUCAAACAAAUAGUUCUGGAUCAUACAUUUUAAAAGCAUCAGCGUUGCCACCAACAAAUCUCAAGAGGAUCCCAUUCCAAGACAAUUUUUUUCAUGUACUAACAUCAUCCUACACUUACGACUUUAAGACAAAAAGUUCUAGAAUUCAAGAAAGCAGUCAUUUCUUAAACAAAACCAAAAGACAUAACCUUUCUUUAGCCAUCCUACCAUGGAAGAUGAUCACAGAUCAAGGAAAAUUUGCCUCCCCCAGGACAAAUAACACAAACUCAAUUACAUAUAAGAAACUAGAGAACAUUGUUCUCAUGAAUCCAGUCUUGCCUGAAGAAUCUGGCAAAGUUGAGUUGCUUCCUCAAGUUUCCAUUCAUGAGGAAGAAGUUUUAUCUACAGAAACUAGCCAUGAAUCACCUAGACACCUGAAUCUCAUGAAAGAUGUCUUUCUCCAGAAAAUGCAAGGGCCUAUUAAAUGGAUUAAAUCAAAGAUACAUGGGAAAAGUCUAAAAGGAACAGCAGAGAGCUCUGAAAAGACUCCCUCUAAACUGCUGCAUCAUCUUUCUUGGGAUUACCAUUAUGCUGCACAGAUACCAAAAGAUAAAUGGAAAUCCAAAGAGAAGUCACCAGAAAGUGCAUCCAUUAAGAAAGGGGACACCAUUUUGUCUCUGAACCCUCAUGAAAGCAAUCAUUCAGUAGAGGCAAGUGAGAAACAAAAUUGGCCCCAAGGUCAGACUCAAAACCCACCAGUCUUGAGACGGCGUCAAAGGGAGCUUAGUGCUCUUCAGUCAGAACAAGAAGCAACUGACUAUGAUGAUGCCGUUGCUGUUGAAACAAAUGAGGAUUUUGACAUUUAUGGUGAGGAUAUAAAGCAGGAUCCCCGCAGCUUUCAACAGAAGACAAGGCACUAUUUUAUUGCAGCUGUGGAACGGCUCUGGGACUAUGGGAUGAAUACAUCUCCUCAUGUUCUACGAAAUAGGGAUCAAAUUGGCAAUGCACCUCAGUUCAAGAAAGUAGUUUUUCAGGAAUUUACUGAUGGCUCCUUUAGUCAACCCUUAUACCGUGGAGAACUAGAUGAACAUUUGGGGUUGUUGGGACCAUAUAUAAGAGCAGAAGUUGAAGACAACAUUAUGGUAACAUUCAAAAACCAGGCCUCUCGUCCCUACUCCUUUUAUUCUAGCCUCAUUUCUUAUAAGGAAGAUCAGAGACAAGAAGAACCUAGAAAAAACUUUGUCAAGCCUAAUGAAACCAAAAUUUAUUUUUGGAAAGUACAACAUCAUAUGGCACCCACAGAAGAUGAGUUUGACUGCAAGGCCUGGGCUUAUUUCUCUGAUGUGGAUCUUGAAAGAGAUAUGCACUCAGGAUUGAUUGGACCCCUUCUGAUUUGCCACACGAACACAUUGAGUUCUGUUCAUGGGAGACAAGUGGCAGUACAGGAAUUUGCUCUGUUUUUCACUAUCUUUGAUGAGACCAAGAGCUGGUACUUCACUGAAAAUGUGGAAAGGAACUGCAAGACACCCUGCAAUAUCCAAUUGGAAGACCCCACUUUGAAAGAAAAUUAUCGCUUCCAUGCAAUAAAUGGUUAUGUGAUGGACACCCUACCAGGCUUAGUAAUGGCUCAAGAUCAAAGGACUCGAUGGUAUCUUCUCAGUAUGGGCAGCAAUGAGAACAUCCAAUCUAUUCAUUUCAGUGGACACGUGUUCACUGUACGGAAAAAAGAGGAGUACAAAAUGGCAGUGUACAACCUCUACCCAGGUGUUUUUGAGACAGUGGAAAUGCUACCAUCUAGAGCUGGAAUUUGGCGAGUAGAAUGCCUUAUUGGUGAGCACUUACAGGCUGGGAUGAGCACUCUUUUCCUGGUGUACAGCAAGCAGUGCCAGAUUCCUCUGGGAAUGGUUUCUGGAAGCAUCAGAGAUUUUCAGAUUACAGCUUCAGGACACUAUGGACAAUGGACCCCAAACCUUGCAAGACUUCAUCAUUCUGGAUCAAUCAAUGCCUGGAGUACCAAGGAGCCCUUUUCUUGGAUCAAGGUAGAUCUGUUGACACCAAUGAUUAUUCAUGGCAUCAAGACUCAAGGUGCCCGUCAGAAAUUUUCCAGCCUUUACAUCUCUCAGUUUAUCAUCAUGUAUAGUUUUGAUGGGAAGAAGUGGCUGAGUUAUCGAGGAAAUUCCACUGGGACAUUAAUGGUCUUCUUUGGCAAUGUGGAUUCAUCUGGGAUUAAGCAUAAUAGUUUUAAUCCUCCAAUUAUUGCUCGGUAUAUCCGUUUGCACCCCACUCAUUCUAGUAUCCGCAGUACUCUUCGUAUGGAGUUGAUGGGCUGCGAUUUAAACAGUUGCAGCAUGCCAUUGGGAAUGGAGAGUAAAGUCAUAUCAGAUACACAAAUUACUGCCUCAUCCUACUUCUCCAAUAUGUUUGCCACUUGGUUUCCUUCACAAGCUCGACUUCACCUCCAGGGAAGGACUAAUGCCUGGCGACCUAAGGUGAAUGAUCCGAAAGAAUGGCUGCAAGUGGACUUACAAAAGACAAUGAAAGUCACUGGAAUAAUAACCCAGGGAGUGAAAUCUCUUUUUACCAGCAUGUUUGUGAAAGAGUUCCUUAUUUCCAGCAGUCAAGACGGCCAUCACUGGACUCAAAUUUUAUGCAAUGGCAAAGUAAAGGUUUUUCAAGGGAAUCGGGACUCAUCCACACCUGUGGUGAAUUCCCUAGACCCACCUCUACUCACUCGAUUUCUUCGAAUUCACCCCCAGGUCUGGGAGCACCAAAUUGCCCUGAGGCUUGAGAUUCUGGGAUGUGAGACCCAGCAGCUAUACUGAGGUGGCCUCGGCAUCCGCUGCUUGUUACCCUUUGCCCCCUUCCUCAGCUCAAGGACUGUCUUAGUGUUCUGUUGAUGUGAAGAGACGCCAUGCCCAUGGCAGCUCUUAUAAAGGAAGACAUUUCAGUGGGGCUGACUUACGG
Messenger RNA from Acomys russatus (golden spiny mouse), 7266 nucleotides. It is a transcript of the gene F8, whose product is annotated as coagulation factor VIII. Lineage: Eukaryota; Metazoa; Chordata; Mammalia; Rodentia; Muridae. Gene Ontology annotation, molecular function: oxidoreductase activity; copper ion binding. The record is from RefSeq and is a predicted model, not a curated record. The coding region runs from base 186 to 7124 and encodes 2312 amino acids. The transcript is spliced from 26 exons.